AUGGAGGUGAAAAACGCUAACGCUGCUAUGCUCAGCAACUAUGAGGUGUUCAGACUGCUUACUGACCUCAAGGAACAGAAGAAGGAUAGCGGCAAGAGCAAACACAGCGCCGGACAGCAGAAUCUCAACACCAUCAUGUAUGAGACGCUGAAGUACUUAUCUAAGACCCCGUGCAGUCGCCAGGGUCCCGAGAUGGUCCAAGCCUUUCUUUCCACCAUGAUGCAUCACAAACUCACAAAGGCUGAGAAGCUGCAGCUACUGAACCACAGACCGCAGACUGCAGUGGAGAUGCAGCUUAUGGUGGAAGAGAGCGAGGAGCGUUUCUCAGAGGAGCAGAUUGACGAGCUCAUCCAAACCAUCUCCCAACUUCUGCCCGGCGAUCCAGAGCAGGAAGUUACAGCGAACGCCGACGCGUAG
Molecule: messenger RNA, 417 nt
Organism: Nerophis lumbriciformis (worm pipefish)
Lineage: Eukaryota; Metazoa; Chordata; Actinopteri; Syngnathiformes; Syngnathidae
Source: RefSeq, a predicted model, not a curated record